Messenger RNA from Rosa chinensis, 642 nucleotides. Its product is annotated as transcription factor bHLH36. Lineage: Eukaryota; Viridiplantae; Streptophyta; Magnoliopsida; Rosales; Rosaceae. Gene Ontology annotation, molecular function: RNA polymerase II transcription regulatory region sequence-specific DNA binding; protein dimerization activity; DNA-binding transcription factor activity, RNA polymerase II-specific. The coding region runs from base 1 to 636 and encodes 211 amino acids. The transcript is spliced from 3 exons. Gene Ontology annotation, cellular component: RNA polymerase II transcription regulator complex. Gene Ontology annotation, biological process: regulation of transcription by RNA polymerase II. The record is from RefSeq and is a predicted model, not a curated record.
AUGGAUAAUGAUCAACCUUGUGCGAAUUCCAUUAUUGACGAUAGCCAAAAGAAGAUGAUGCAUAGAGAUAUUGAAAGGAAAAGAAGACAAGAAAUGGCCGCGCUUUAUGCAUCACUCAGAUCCACACUCCCUCCUCAGUCUAUCAAGGGAAAGCGUUCAUUGGCAGAUCAUAUGAACGACGCUGUGAAUCAUAUAAAACACCUGCAAACGAGGAUCAAAGAACUCGGUGCCCAGAGAAAUGACCUAAAGAUACAAACGUCGUCGCCGGAUUUGAGUUGUACUAGUGCUCUUGGCCUAGCUGGGAAUCUUAGUGGAUCAACUGGUAGCUCUUCAUCAUUGUUAGCAGGCAACUUUUCAAGAAGCCGUGUUGCAGUCAACCCUUGCUUAGGUGGCGUUGAGAUUGUAAUAAUCAGCUGUGUUACCGGUGGUUCUGCAGAGCCACAAGGUGUGGUCUUAUCAAGAUUGCUGCAAAUACUGCUUGAACAAGGACUUACUGUAAUUAGUUGUGCUACUACCCAGGUUAACAAAAGGCUUGUAUACACCAUACAAUCCGAGGUUAGCAAUCCAUCAUAUAUAGACUUUCCUGGGCUGGAGCAGACUCUCGCUAAAGUCGUCUCAUCAUCGACCGGAUUUUGAAGGGGG